GGCCAGGAAUGCAAAGAGGCAGGCGACUGUGACCUCAAGGUGCGAUGAAUGGUGGACAGUUAAGGUGAGCUCAAGGGCAAUUAGAGGCUGGAGUGAGGGAGGGGACUCCAGCCAGGACUGAGGGGCAUGGAGGACUGGGAAAGACAGGACAUAGGUGGGGCAUGCAGGACCACAUACUUUCCAGCCAGACCGUUCCACUUAGAUCUUAGAGGAGAACGAGGAGAUCAAGAGGUCUGUAAGGGGCCUGGUGAAAGACCUAAGUUCCUGUCCCCAGUUCUUCCCCGACCCCAAGCAAACUGCAGUCUCCAUGACAACCUGCUGGCCAGCCUGAGGAGGGGGAUUGCAAAGGAAAUUUUCUACCUCCGCAGGAACAGGAGGAUGUGGGCUGUUCAGGAGGCAGUGGGGUAGUGGGUACACAGGCCAUGCAAGGCCUAGCCACCAUGCCAGCCAGCACAGGAGGGCAGAGGGCUCCAAGAGGACACCCUCUCCAUCCUGCUCCCUCCCUCCCUCAGUGGAGAGGGUCAGGGGUCAAAGUCCAAAGAUCAUUCAGUCAAGCCUGCUACUGGGGCCAGCAAGCACAACAGAUCUCCCACAGCAGGAUACCGUGUUAAAGGCCAUGGCUGGCAGAAUGGUCCCUCAAGUUCCUCACAAGGUGGGGGUGGUGGGCUAUGGCCGCCUGGGACAGUCCCUUGUGUCCCGCCUUCUGGCUCAGGGGUCAGAACUGGGCCUAGAACUUGUUUUUGUGUGGAACCGUGACCCUGGACGAAUGGCAGGGAGUGUGCCCCCUGCCCUGCAGCUCCGAGACCUCACCGCCCUUGAGGAGAGGCACCCUGACCUUGUGGUAGAAGUGGCCCAUCCAAAAAUAAUCCAUGAAUCCGGGGCACAAAUCCUUUGCCAUGCAAACCUUCUGGUCGGAUCCCCCUCAGCUCUGGCUGACCAGACCACAGAACAGCAGCUCCGGGAGGCUUCAAACCACUGGGGCCACACGGUGUUUGUCGCCCGAGGGGCCCUGUGGGGGAGUGAAGACAUCAGCAGAUUGGAUGCAGCCGGAGGCCUCCAGAGCCUUCGAGUCACCAUGGCCACACAUCCUGAUGGCUUCCGGCUGGAGGGACCCCUGGCUGCAGCACACAGUAGUGGGCCCCGCACAGUGCUCUAUGAGGGCCCUGUGCGUGGGCUCUGCCCCUUGGCGCCCCGAAACUCUAACACCAUGGCAGCCGCUGCUCUGGCUGCCCCCAGUCUAGGCUUUGAUCGUGUCAUUGGGGUGCUUGUGGCUGAUCUUAGACUCACCGACAUGCACGUGGUGGAUGUGGAGCUGACAGGCCCCCCAGGGCCCACAGGCCACAGCUUCGCCGUGCACACCCACAGAGAGAACCCAGCCCAGCCUGGAGCUGUCACCGGCUCUGCUACAGUUACAGCCUUUUGGCACAGCCUACUGGGCUGCUGUCAGCUUCCCUCCAGACCUGGGAUUCACCUCUGCUGAGUCUCCGCCCCUACUACCCUUGCUGUCACCUUGACUAUUAUGGGUCCCAGUAAACAUCAGAGUUC
This is a messenger RNA of Arvicanthis niloticus (Nile rat), 1545 nucleotides long. It is a transcript of the gene Aspdh, whose product is annotated as aspartate dehydrogenase domain containing. Gene Ontology annotation, biological process: NAD+ biosynthetic process. The record is from RefSeq and is a predicted model, not a curated record. Lineage: Eukaryota; Metazoa; Chordata; Mammalia; Rodentia; Muridae. Gene Ontology annotation, molecular function: NADP binding; L-aspartate dehydrogenase [NAD(P)+] activity.